Messenger RNA from Oryzias melastigma (Indian medaka), 879 nucleotides. RefSeq names its product zymogen granule membrane protein 16. The transcript is spliced from 4 exons. The coding region runs from base 46 to 543 and encodes 165 amino acids. The record is from RefSeq and is a predicted model, not a curated record. Lineage: Eukaryota; Metazoa; Chordata; Actinopteri; Beloniformes; Adrianichthyidae.
CACAAGACCAACUUUUAUCUACCUGCAGGACACGACUCCAUCAGAAUGCUUUUUGCCGCCAUCUUUGCUCUGCUUGCAACUUCUGCAGCAGCUGACUUCCUGCCUCUGUACUCGUACUCCCCGUCAGUGGGAUCAGGAAGUGGAAGCUCGUACACCGUUACUGGGGAGGGACGGAUCACUGCUGUCCGAGUCUGGGAAUACUACAGCGGCUACAUCAGAGGCGUCCAGUUCCGCUACGGCUAUAGUUGGUCCAACAUUGCCGGCUACACAUACGGAUACCCCCAUGAGAUGGAGCUGUACGACGGUGAAGCCAUCGUCCAGAUUUCUGGAAAAUACUCUCACUACCUGCAGACCAUCAUCUUCGUCACAAACCGAGGUCGCUCCCUGUUCGUGGGUCAGCCGUCCGGCACCUCCUUCAACAUGUACCCUGAACACCAGGAGACGGAGCUGGUCUUCAUCAGCGGACGCUAUCACGGAGGCCUCACCUCUCUGGGGGCCCACUGGGCCGUGGUCGACCCCACCUUCAACAUGACCGCCCACUAACUGACUAAACCUGAAUAGUCUUUUUUAAAAGUUUGUUUUCUUCCUUCAUACCGAACAUUGAGUCGUGUUUAGUCAAAGGACUGAAACGCUCUUCACUGGUUGCACUAGAUUUUGUGUUUUUACACAAAUCCAUAAAUAUUAAGCUAUUAAAAAGCUUUUCAUCAUCUGAGCAUCAAAUCAUUAGAUACUGAAACUGAAAAAAAGUUUAAUACUGAUGGGUUUUCUUUUCUUUUUUUUUUGGAACAAUGAAAAUAUGUUGCAAAACUAAUCAACCAAAAUGUAAUGUAUGAUACAAGUUGGUAUUUAAAAAAUAAAAUAGUAGAACUUCCAACACAA